This is a messenger RNA of Phialemonium atrogriseum, 4575 nucleotides long. RefSeq lists its product as uncharacterized. Lineage: Eukaryota; Fungi; Ascomycota; Sordariomycetes; Cephalothecales; Cephalothecaceae. The transcript is spliced from 4 exons. The record is from RefSeq and is a predicted model, not a curated record. Gene Ontology annotation, cellular component: plasma membrane. Bases 1 to 4575 code for a protein of 1524 amino acids. Gene Ontology annotation, biological process: protein localization to plasma membrane; proton-transporting ATP synthase complex assembly.
AUGAACGCGAUUCAGAAAAGAUGCCGGCCAAAGCAUCAGGUGUUGGUCCUGAAAUGUUAUCCACGGACGACUAAGGGUGCCGUCGAUGUCAAGCCUAAUUCGAGUGAGCUCAGCUACCUGCUGUUCUAUGCCCAGUCGCGAAGGACAAAGAUCCAAAAGAUCGGCAGCUUUUUGGAGAAGAAGACAGCUAGCGAUGUCUAUCGCUUGCGUAUAGGAAACGUACAGGUUACUCUUCAGAUCCUGGCCGCCUUGAUCGAGAAAUCGCCCAAGGACCUACCGCUCAUUGCGCCAUGCGUUCUCAAGAUUCUCGACCAGAUUCUCCGUUCGAGCGAUAUUACCAUGGUUGAAUCGUCAGUGCGAACCUUCGAUGCAUUUUGUGAACACCAUGACGCCUCGUCUCUCCUCGCCGACCAAGCGUACCUGCGGCAAUACGAGGCUGUGGUCCGACAGUAUGCCGCUCUGGCGUCCACUCGGUCGUCUCCGGGCAAAGUACAACCCAGCAAACCCGUGUCGAUGCGGUGGAGGAAUUCGGGGUUGGAGGCUAUAAGGAGUGUCGCCUCUUCUGAUUCCCUAUCUUCCGUCUCCGGCGGCCACUACGACGUGGUGGUCCCCAUGAUAUUGGAGAAUCUGUGGACCGACAACGAAGAGUUCUUGGAGGUAUUGCUCCAUCGGGCUGAAAUGGAAGAGAAGGUUGAUGCUACCCCCUUGCUUAAGAGGAGGACAAGUGUUGCAACGGUGCGAACAGCCGACACUGCUGGCGAUGCGAAUCCGCUUGCGUUCUCGGGAUCCGCUGUGGACGUGGACAAGCUUGCCGAGGAGGACAUCGGCGUGUUGGCGAUGCAAUGCCUAAAGCAGAUAUUUGUCGUCCCGAACCGUUCGCAGAUCCAUGCCGCCACCAUGGCCCUUGUCAGGUUUACCCAAGAGCGCUUGGUCCAGAACGAAACGGUCAUCAAGACGAAUGCAAACAAUGGGAAGGACAGUGGGUGGGCGAUCAAGAUGUUGAAUCUGAUAUCCCGAUGGUCUCCAGUCCAAGACCGAUACACGAUCCUCGUCACCACGUUGGACAUGCUCACAAAGACACCGUUGCUAGACGAGAACUUGCAGCGACAUAUCGUGUUGACAGCGAUGAUCGGGUCUUUAUUAAGAUCAGACGUCAACUUGAUCGGGUUGAGCGUUAUCGACGUCUUGCUACAACUGCUCGCCCACAUGAGGAGGCUUGUCCAGAUGCCAGGAGAUCCCGAUAGCAUGAAGGGCGAUCUGCCCAUGCCCGGUCAGCCUGAUCCCAGAUCGCCUACGACAAUACAAUUCGCCGAGAAGGCCGAAAAGGUCGCAUCGCAGCGUAAGGAGCUGUUGUAUCGCCUACAGCAUUGUAUCGGCGAUUUGGCGACACACGUCUACUACGCGGAUCAGAUCUCGGAUAUUAUUUCCACCAUCCUUUCCAAGUUGAAGCCUUCGCGAUCCAUUGGUACCACCAAUUCCUCCUCCCUUGCCGAGAAAACAGACGGCAAUGGCGGCCCUGCUGGCUCGAUAGCGUCGGUGGAAGACCAGCACUUCGACUCGCUCUUUUCUCUCACUGUUGCGAAGACUGCGGCUCUCAAGGCCAUCAAAUCGGUCUUGUUAGUGGCCAAUCCCCGGACCAAGAUGACCGGGAACGUCAAUCUGUCGAGGAAUCGAGUUCCCAUCCAAGUCUGGGAAGGGACGCAGUGGCUUCUACGCGACCCUGACGGGCUGGUUCGAAAGGCAUAUGCAGAUGCUGUCUUAACCUGGCUAGAUCGAGAGACGACCAAGGCGGAUCUUAAAGCCAAGGACGAGACUGCAGUCCACCAUAAGCGGUCGUCGGCGAGGAGCCGGGAAUUGCUUGGCUCCAGCCCUGGCUGGCGAGCUGCCUCCAAUGCGUCGAUGCGGGACAAGCCAGUGAAGACUCCGCGAUCACACUUCCUAACACUCCUGCACGUUGCAAUCUAUGAAAACGCCGUGCAAUACGUCGACUAUGAGACGGACAUGGUGUUGCUUCACGUCCUGCUUGCUAAAUUGGUCAAGCAGCUCGGGGUCAACGCUGCCCGGUAUGGCUUGCCCAUGAUAUUCCGGCUGCAAGAAGACAUCCAAGAUGCCGAGACACCAAUAGCCAAGGUGCGGAUGGGCAGUUUAUGCCAUGGGUACUUCUGGCUCCUGACCGAUAUUUUCGAUGCCGAAGCAUCAGUUGUCGGGAGGGCAAUCCACAAUGAAAUCAUCCGCCGGCGAAGCAAGCAUUUCUGGAUUGAAGGCAUCCACGUUCCCCCUCCGCUCCUCGAACUCAUUGGCACGCCCGGCAUUGCUAGACCGCAGCCGAGGAUGCCUCUGAAAGAGAUCGAAUCGGAAGCGCUGCUGCCCUUUGACGAUCGGAUCUCUCUCAUCGAAUGUAUCUGCACGAACUACCAGGAGAGCACCAUCUCGCCGCCUGCAAGCCCAGCCACCAGUCCCGGGCGGAGCUUUUCGCACCCCAUCAUGAACUCGACUUUCAGCACCAUCCCUACCAUUGAAACCGAGCACGAGCUCCCGUCUCACCUCCGCGAGCAGAUGCUAUCAGACUGGUCUCGCGAAGCCGUUCUGGCUACUGUCCAGGCAGAGAGCAAGUCCGCUUCGCUGAGCGGCUCGCGGACGACAGGCACCAGUCGCAAUCGUCUUGGGGUCAAUGGGCUGACGGCUGUCAACGGACAUGGUUCGCCAGCAGGAAGUCAGACGAAUCUGCGACCCACCUCGUCGCCAGUUGGCGGCAAUGCGGUGCUAUUAUUUAAUAAACAGCGCAAGUCCAGCAUCCGUAGCAAUGCCUCACCGGCGCCGGAUAGCGCCUCGACGGCUACGGGAGGGCCUGUCACUUCGGUGGAUCAGCUGAAACUCGUCCUGUCCGGCCAGCUACAGCCACCUCCCAAUCGCAUGCACACCGCCGCCGCCGAUCUUCAACAAGAUGACGAGAGCUCCGAUAGCGUGGCUAGCUAUGACAUGACGCCAAGCGAGCUGUCGUUUAACCCGGCGACUGCGGAAAAUGGUACGAGCAUUGGAGAUCAUGCGAAGGUUGUGUCGCACCAGGUGUCUCACGACCCAAGGUCAAGCGGCGAGGGCGGGCCGCUGACCUCGCACCCGACCCACGACAGUGACCAAGGCGAGGAGCAAGAAGCCGCGGCGGAGGUUCCACCAGUCCCACCACUGCCAAGCGGUCUGGAGCGCCAAACGUCGGUGGCGUCGUCGGCGGUUCCGCGGCGGGACCAACCCAUGGCGGCUUCGAGGCCAACAACUUCCAGGCGGACCCUAAAGAGCAGGGGCGGGGAGAGCAUGAAGCCUCCAACGCGAGUAUCCCUCCUCGUCCUCGGCAGCCUCCGACCGCUACCAUCCCGAGCGGCAGCAGCCCCAGCCCUCGGCCGCGUCGCGGCGGCAGCCCUCCACAGCGACGCCCCCCGGCCAGCCAAUGUCGUCCCCGUAUACGGCACCGGGCCCCCUCCGGAGCCGCCCGUGCCGGCCGCCACCGAGCGUGGAGACUACUCGCGCGCCGCGCGCCGGACGAGGCAGGCCGAGAUGCUGCGCCAGGCGAGGGACCUGCGGUCCGCCGCGUCCGCAGCGGCCAGGGCGGCGAAGAGCGGCGGCGCGGCGGCGGCGGGGACUCGGGUGCUGAAGAAGCGGUUCUGGCAGGACGUCCACGUCAGGGAGGUCAACGGCGCCUACGAAGUGCACCUCGACUCCCGAGCCGUGCGCCACCCAACCACCAAGGAAGUCAUCCGCCUACCCCUCAGCAAGCCGCACCUAGCGCACGCCCUCGCCCUAGAGUGGGACCUCCUGACCUCAGCCCAGCAGGGCACAAAGGAGCACCUCGUCCCGCUCACCUCGCUGAUCUGCCGCGCCCUCGACAUCGCCGCCGACGACGCCGCCGCAGCCACCACCUCCCCCCCCUCCCCAGCCUCGAUCCGCGCCUCCAUAACCACAAUGCUCCUCCGCUACCUCGAGACAGACUCCCUCCUCUGCCUCGCCCCGGCCGCCGACCCGUCUGACCCGGCAAGCCCGUCCUCGGCCCUCGACGACCGGGGCCGCUCGCUCCGCGACGUGCAGGAGCAGGCGCUCUCGCGGAUCGGCCCGCACGUCUCGGGGCGCGCCUGGCCCGGCGCGCCCGCCGUCCGGCCCGUCCUCGACGGCGACUCCAUCAUGCCGCGCCGCCACCCGCCCGAGCUGACCGCCGCCGUGCGCGCCUGGGUCGAAGGCCUGGGCCACUGGGAGCUGGCCGCGCUGGAGAGGGCCACGCUCGCGGGCAAGAGCCUGCUCGUCGCCGCGAGGCUGCUCAUCGAGUGGAGCGAGGGGGAGGCCGGGUCCGAGGCCAGGGCGAGGGCCACCGGCGAUGCCGUCUUGGGCGAGGAUGGGGAGGGGGAGGGGAAGGGGAGCUUUGGGGUUGAGGAGGCGGCGAGGGCGGCGAGCAUCGAGGUUGAUUGGCAGAUUGGUAGGUGGGGGGAGGUGGAGGAUACCCAUGAUGUGGAGAGGGAGGAUAUCAGGAGGCAGCUGGGCAGUGUCGUGUUGCUUGUGUCUGGCAAUGGAUCUGCAAAGUCUCGCUCGUAG